This is a messenger RNA of Pollicipes pollicipes, 915 nucleotides long. Its product is annotated as C-type mannose receptor 2. The record is from RefSeq and is a predicted model, not a curated record. The transcript has a single exon. Bases 1 to 915 code for a protein of 304 amino acids. Lineage: Eukaryota; Metazoa; Arthropoda; Thecostraca; Pollicipedomorpha; Pollicipedidae.
AUGCUGAUCUGGUUGACCGUCUGCGCGACGCUGGCGCCUCUGGCGGCGGGCGCGCUCGAGUGCCCGCCCGGGUACGAGGACAAGGGCCUGGGCGACAAUCGCUGCUACAUGUUUGCACCAGACAACUUGACCUGGACGAUGGCGUACAUCAAAUGCCUGACGAGUGCCGACGGCGGCAGCCUGCUUUCGAUUCCCGCCGCCAACAGCUUCUACCCGAUGUCUUUCUUUGUGGGCGGGGGUGGCGUGGACUCGUGGACGGGGUUGCUGAACCUGCCUGGCGGCCGCUCCUGGGCCGACGGCGCAACCUACAGCGACACGCUGGACGCGUUCUUCGCAGCUGAGCCCGACAGCGGCCUGUACGGCUACAUCGCGGCGUCCGACGGCCUGCUCCACCUGGACGACGGCGAUGAGCGGCGUGGAUACGUGUGCUACGUGGACCUAACGCCGCCGCCCACCUCACCCACCACGACAGUGAGAACGACCACACCAACCACGCCGGCGCCGGAGGCCUGUCCGCCCAGGUGGGUACAGUACGCCGACACGUGCUACUUGUUCAGCGCCGAGGAGGACUACUGGCCGGCGGCAGCGCACGCGUGCCACGAGCAGGGCAGCGAGCUCGUCUCCAUCCACGACUCGGGCCUGGUCACCUUCCUGCUCCUCAUGGCUAACGAGCACGUCUACUGGAUAGGCCUGGAGAACGAGGGCGACGUGUUCGUGUGGGAGGACGGCACCUCCACCGACGACGUCGGCACCUUGCUCGGCCCGUACAUGGAUGACUGGAGCGUGGGCGCCGACUGCCUGGCCAUCAACGCCACUGCCUUCCCCAUCGUGUUCACCCACAUGAGUUGCUUUUCCAAGCAGAAGUACAUCUGCGCCCAAGAGGCCGUCGGUCCCAGCUACUACCCGCUGUGGUAG